This is a messenger RNA of Theileria annulata, 1386 nucleotides long. RefSeq lists its product as uncharacterized. Lineage: Eukaryota; Apicomplexa; Aconoidasida; Piroplasmida; Theileriidae. The transcript has 2 exons. Bases 1 to 1386 code for a protein of 461 amino acids. The record is from RefSeq and is a predicted model, not a curated record.
AUGUUUAAGGAAGAGGGUUUUUGGGAGUGUGAGCGUGAUUCUCCACUCUUUAAUCGUAGUGGAUUAACUUCCGAAUCAAAUCUUAAAAUGAUCUUACCAAAAUUUAGAAAUUUACAUAGAAUCUCCAAAUCAUUACUUAAACUUGAUUAUAUUACUAUUAUUCAUAAUAAUUCUAAUAAUAAUUCUAAUAAUAAUUCAAAUAUUAAGGAGGAAAAUGAUGUAAAAAAUUCUAAAGAUGAUAAUUUAUUGAAUAAUUCAAUUAAUUCUUCCGUUACGGUGACUGGUCCACCAAACAGUACUACCACUACCACUGAAGUUACUGAUACCACUAACAAUACUACUAAUAAUACUACUAAGGGUACUAAUGAUAUUGACGAUGAUAGUACCAAGGUUACUACUACUAAUAGUGAAGAUAGUAGUACUGAAGAAAAUCCUAAUGAAAUUUCCGUUGUAACUAAUUUUGGGGAGUCGAGUACUUUUUCUGAUGAUACUACUGGAGCUAAUGGUAAGGAUACUAAUACUAACGAUAGUAGUAAUAAGGAUACUGUAAAGGAUAGUAAGGAAACCCCUUUGGGGGUUAAGGAAUCCCCUAUUGGGGUUGGAGGUACUGUUGUCGGUGAUACAUACACCGUAACGGAAGAAUUAAAAAGAAUAUUUAAAUUAGAUGCAGAACGUACAUUUAAAAAUGAAAAAUAUAAAGAACAAUUUUAUAAAAAUUUAUGUUUAGUAUUUGAAAGAUUAGGUGAUUAUCAUCAAGGUGAAGGAUUUAUAAUAGCAUUAUUAUCAAUAUAUUUAAAUACAAUAGAAGUAAUAAAUGUAAUGAGAGUAAUGAGUAAUAAUUAUUUGCCAGGAUAUUUCUCAUCCAAACCAAGAAAUUAUGUAAGAGAUUCUAAAGUAUUAAUGUUACUAUUGGAAAGAAGAAAUAUAAAACUUUAUCAAAUAUUAAAUGAUUUAAUUGUACCCGAAGCAUUUGUAUCUAAAUGGUUCAUAGGUUUAGGUAUACAUAUUUUUGAUUUCGAAGCUAUAUCAACAUUACUUAAUUAUCUUUUUGAACAAGGACAAAUAUUUUUAUUUAAACUUGGAUUAUCAUUUUUUAUGAAUUUUUCUAAUGAAAUAUUAGAAAAACCUGAUGUAUCAUUUGUAUUGAAAUUAUUACGUUUGGAUGAUGAAGUUAUACCUAAAGAUGAUUAUGAACGUAGUAAAAUAUAUUAUGAUAUUUUAAUGGGUUCAUUUGAACAAGAUGUUACUGAAUUGGAAAUUAAUGAAUUACGUUUAAAAGUUGAAAAACAAAUGAAACAAGAUGAUGAAUUAAGAGAAUUAAGACAAAAGGUACCCGUAACGGUGCUUGCUCCAGCAGCUCCUAUAUCACUACUUAGUUACCCCUGA